AUGAACUAAAAUAGACUAACAUAUGAUAUAUAAAGAAGAAAAGAAAGAAUGACAAAUUACUUUAUGUAAUAAUAGCAAUUUCAAGAUUUCACUAAACCUGAAAAUCCAAUCAAAAUUUUAAAUCCAAAUAAGGCUCCUUAACAAUUAGAAUCUCCUUUAGUCAAUUAAGUUAAAUUUUAUUUUUAAAACCGCGUUAAUCGAUUAGAAUUUACAUAAUUAUUUGAAGGUAGAGAAUCUUUCACAUAAAUGUUUGUGACUAUUCUCUUUACAACAAUAUUAAUUCUUAUUAUUGGCUAUGCCGCAUAUUAUUUAAAUUAUAUAGGCAAAACUUUUAUAUGUUUAGUAAUGUUAGUGAAUGGAUUUCAUGUAUUAGGAUUACAUGUGUUCUAUUUUUCAAGUACUUUAUAAUCAUUAAUCAAAUAGAAAACUCUGAUAAAGCCUUGGCUUAUUUUUUUGUCAUUCUAAUACUUUAAUUCCUUCUCUGCAAUCAACUUUGGGGAGGAGGUUUACUCAACAAUAUUUUUACCAUUUGUUAUGUAGUGUAUAAUGGAUAUAAAUUCUUAAGAUAAUUACCAGUCUCACCUCCAAACUAAAAUUAAGUUUUAUCAUCAUAUAGUCAAUAUUUUAUAUAUGCUUUAUUUAUUGCAAUCAAACCAACUACAAUUAGCAAAAGAAUUAUUAAUUUCCUUUAUUUUUUGAUACCUGUGUAUUUAUUCAUCUUUUUAAUUGACUUUUUUUAUCAAUAAUAAAGAAUUACAACAAGAAAGAUAUUGUUGGCUGGCAUUCUUGAUUUAAUACUAUAAUUUUCAGAAGGAAUGAUUAUUAUAUUUAAGAAAUAUUAUGUUUUCAAUCUAUCAAGAAAAGCUGAUUAAUUGCCUCUUUUUAUAUAUCCAUUAUGCUUAUAAAAUAAUCAAUAAUAAGAAAUUGCAUCAAUUAAUUAUAUUAAUUCACUUAAGAAUGAUAAUAAGGUUUUCAAUUAAAAAGUGUUGUUUAGAUUAGAAGGUUGUUAGCCACCAACGAUUGCUGAUAUAAUGUAAUCUUAUUAUUAUGAAAAAUUAAAAUAAUAUGUCCAAGAAAUUUAGAAUAAUUUUACUUAAAUAUCAAAGUUAUUAAAUGAAAAAAGUAAAGUUAGAACACUCUUUGAAGAUAUAACACUUCCAUUCACAUUCUUCAAAUAUUAUUUUAUGACUUAUAGAAUUAAAAGACAAUAAAGAUAACUUAUUAAAUUGUAUUAUUUUAUUUUUAAAUCUUUUGAUUCAUUUUAAAAGGAUAGCCAAUAUGAAGUUGAAUGUUUGAGAUUCAAUGUAUCAAUUUGUUUAAUAUUCUAGAUUUAAUUAAUAUCUACAAUUUAAUAGAACCAUUUUGAAGAACCUAGAAUCCUGAAUAUAUGUAAAAAGAUAGCCAAAAUUUCUGAAAAACAUAUGAAACAUGAAAUAUUUUAAUAAUUAUUAUCAUGA
Messenger RNA from Paramecium pentaurelia, 1457 nucleotides. The record is from the annotation of a GenBank genome assembly. Lineage: Eukaryota; Ciliophora; Oligohymenophorea; Peniculida; Parameciidae.